AUGAGGAACGGUUUUGCAAGCACAGUGAGUUCGUUUGCAAAGUUCGUGGGAGCACACACCUCUUGCCGCUUUGCCCAAAGACAAGCAGGUGCAUUCCUGUUUGGAUAUCCAUCAGUUAAUUUAGAAGGCAAGAAGGAAUGCCUGCCCCAACAGCAGUGCAGUUUAUCAGCUCCUGAUUCCCCGCAGUGUCCCCUGAGCCGCAGCCCCACCGCGUGCAGCUGGGGCGCAGUCAGCUGGUGCUCUGCUCUCCCGCAGCGGGCGCCGCCAGUCUCUGCUGCCCUGGUGGUGCGUUACGCGCCCACAGAUGGAGGAGUCAAAUCUCUCGGUGAUUUGGAGCUGUGGAGCGAGCUCUGCCUGACCUCGCACUGGGAUGGGGACCGGGCGGGGUCCGCAGCCCACGGCCGCAGCAGCGCCCCCUGGCGGCGGCAGGCAGUGUGUGACGCCGUGCGGCCGCUGCCCGUGCGCGGCUGUUCAACGCUCGGCGUCGUAAGGCAACGGCGCGGCCCCGGGACGCUGCUGCAACCAUGGGCUCCCGGCAGCCCGGUCCAAGUGACAAACAGAAGUUGGCAAAGAAAACAGGACUUGCUACCACAGUUGUCUCAGACAGGGUCUAAACCACUGUGGCAGCAGAGUUGUCCUUCAUUCCAUCUGAGGAAAGAACAGAAAUAUAGGAAGUCAGAUGCAUUUGCUGUAAAAAAUAAGUAUUCACCUGUGGAAUCUUUGAACGUGAACUGCAAGAGGCGCAAACCAGCGUAUUCUAGAGAUAAUGGAGCAGGUGCCAGACCACCAGCUUCUACAUUGCAGAGCAGCAGCCGUCUGAAAAAAAAACAUGAAAGAUUCAGAAGUGCUCUUGUUAACAUUCUAUUACACCAAGACGAUACUGAAGAAUGGCUUCCAGCCCUUGAAGGAACCCAGCUUCCAAGAGCAGAUUCUUCCACACCAGGAGAGAAAGAUGAUAAAAAGAAAUAUUGGUAUUACAUUCACCAUGGAAUUGAUACAACAAAUCUGGGCGGAAUGGAUGAAUCAUGGCUAGACAACAUCUUAGCUUUAAUUCCACAACAUCUGAAAGUGCUUAAUGAAAGUAUAUUUGAACUGAGUGAUGAAGUGAAAGAUUAUCUUCUGAGCGUAAAAAUGGCUAUAGUUGACUUUGUUUUAAGAGACCCCAGGGAAAAAGAUGGAGACAAGAAGAAAGAUUUUAUGCUACUUCAUCAUGCAGGACUAGAAAUAGUGCCAAAACAUUGGAACCAGUCUUUCUUGUCAGCAUGCAGUUACCUGAAAGGAAAUUUGCAUGCAAUAAAUCCUUCCAUGCUUGCUGUUCAGAACUUAUGGGAGACCUCAUUUAAAAAUCUACGCCUUGUUGAUACAGAAAUGUUUCACAAUAAACAAGAAGCAGAGGAACUCUCAUUUUUCAACAAUAAAGUCAUGAAGGAAAUUGGAAAAUCAAAAGCAAUUCUAUCUAAGAAGUGGUUUACAAAAGUGCAUAAGGUCUUUUACCACGGUAGUAUACGAAACCAAGUACCCAUCAAUGCCAAGAUCACUGAAUUAGAGUCUUUCUUCAAUUGUGCUGCCACUUUAAUGACUCGUCAGUUGCAACAUUUGCUUUUACAUUCAAUUCAAGACUUCACAGAUUUAAUUGUUCAGCCUACAGUAAGUAUCCAAGCCUACAGACACCCAGGUUUGAUCCUGAGACUAAUCCUGGAGAAUGGCAGUAUUAAAUUUGAACCUGACUUUAAUGACUAUGAGGAUGUGUUAAUGAAUGUUUAUAAUGUUAUGAUUCAAGCUGUCAGUCAUAUACCAAGAGUUGAGACUAAAUUAUUUUCUGAGUGGUAUUUCCGUCUAGGAAUGUUUGAACUGCAUUGUGAUGAAUUAAUAAGUGCUUUGGUAAAGCGAGCAGAUAAUAUUUGUGAAAAAGUUAUUUCCAAAAUGUUCAAAGACCUCCAAGACACAAAUAUGAGACUAUGUGAUGAGUUUGAGAGAAUAAAAGAAAAAGUUCUUACUAUUCCAUCUAAUACACAGGAACUAAUGGAACUUAAGGCUUGUAUGCAGAAAGUGGAAACAUGUGCCAUGGUUGAAUUGAAGCAGAAAUUAGUCAAUGCUGUAAACUGUAUUGCUUUCCUGACAGAAUAUGUCAACUUUUCACCAGCAGACAUUCGACUGAACAGUAAUGUUUUUCACUGGCAUGCAUGAAUGCCAGAUAUCUUUGAAGAGAACAGGAAGAUUAUUCAAGAAAAAACAGAUCAAUUUCAAGAGGAUCUUAAGAUAUGCUGUGAAAAAAUUGCUGAGGAACUGAGAAACUGCUCUAAGCAGGUUGAAAAACUUACGACAUUUGGAGAUAUUGAAGAAGUCAACAGGUAUUUGAAGAAAGCUCACGGCCUGAAUAGAAAAUUGGAUCUUGCUGCUGAUAAGAUGAAUCAGCUUCAUUCAGAAGAAGAGUCUUUUGGAUGGCCAAUGUCGCAGUACCCUCAGCAUAAAACCGUGUGGAAUACUCUUGCUCCGUAUCUUCGUCUCUGUGAUAUGACUGUUGAAUUCAACAGAAAACGCAAACACUGGACAGAGGGACCGUUUACAGAAGUGAAUCCAAAUGAAGUAGAAGUAGAUGUAGGAAACUACUGGCAUGGACUUUAUAAACUUGAAAAAGCCUCUGACAAUUCUCCAAAUGCGUUAGCAAUAACAAGACAGAUUAAAUUGAAAGUAGAGGUAUUCAGAUCCCACAUUCCUCUAAUCCAGGUGAUUUGCAAUCCUGGUUUGCAAGACAGGCACUGGGAAAAGAUGUCAAAAGUCGCUGGGUUACCACUGGCUCCUUCUGAAGACUCAAAUGUCUUGCAAUAUAUUAACUUGAAUCUUGAACCGUUCCUAGAAAUGUUUGAGACCAUCAGUGAAACAGCCAGCAAAGAAUAUUCACUUGAGAAAGCUUUAACAAAAAUGAUUUCUGAAUGGGAUCAAAUGGAGUUUACUCUUCUUGCCUAUAGAGAGACUGGAACACAUAUUUUGUCAUCUGUAGAUGAUAUUCAGAUGUUAUUGGAUGACCACAUUGUCAAAACUGAGACCAUGAGAGGAUCUCCAUUCAUUAGGCAUAAUGAAAAGAGAAUAAGGGAAUGGGAAGGAAAGCUGUUGUUAGUACAGGACAUCCUGGAUGAAUGGCUGAAGGUUCAGGCUACUUGGCUUUAUUUGGAGCCAAUUUUCAGUUCUCCUGACAUCAUGGCUCAGAUGCCUGAGGAAGGUAGAUGAUUCGGUACUGUGUUUAAAAUAUGGAAAGAUUUAAUGAAAUCAGUUUUUCAGGACAAACAUGUGCUGAAGAUAAUAGUAAUAGACAAGAUGCUGGAAAAACUGAGGAAGUGCAAUGAAUUUCUGGAGCUAAUUCUGAAGGGACUUAAUGAAUACCUAGAGAAGAAGCGCCUAUUUUUCCCCAGAUUCUUUUUUUUAUCUAAUGAUUAACUCCUUGGGAUUCUUUCAGAGACCAAAGAUCCUACUCGUAAUAAAGGAGAUACUCAGUUUCCUGGGGAAAGAAAUAAGGCUUCUACCUACUGCCCCAUUUAUCCUCAAUUGGCACUAGAGAAUUUUUUGGAACAGAAUAAUAGACAGAUUGAGGACAUUGUCACCUUGGUGCGAGGAAAGCCAUCUCAGCAGAAUCGAGUGACUCUAGGAGCACUUGUUGUGCUUGAUGUUCAUGCUAGGGAUGUUCUUGCAUCUCUAGUAAGCAAGAAAGUCAAAGAUGAGAAUGACUUUGAAUGGUUAAGUCAGCUUAGGUACUACUGGGAGGAAGGGCAUCUACAAACAAAGAUGAUCAGUGCUGGGCUGAGAUAUGGAUACGAAUAUCUCGGCAAUACCCCUAGGCUGGUUAUUACUCUACUUACAGACAGGUGCUACAGAACGCUAUUUGGUGCACUACACCUACAUCUUGGAGGUGCCCCUGAAGGUCCUGCUGGAACUGGAAAAACAGAAACUACAAAAGACUUAGCAAAGGCUGUCGCUAAACAGUGUGUGGUUUUCAGUUGUUCCGAUGGACUGGAUUACCUUGCAUUAGGAAAAUUUUUCAAGGGUUUGUUGUCUUCUGGGGCAUGGGCUUGCUUUGAUGAAUUCAACAGGAUUGAUUUAGAAAUACUCUCUGUGGUUGCUCAGCAGAUUUUUACUAUCCAAAGAGGCAUUAAUUCAGGAUCAAAUUUAAUAGUAUUUGAAGGAACUGAACUGAAACUGAACCCUACGUGUGCUGUCUUCAUUACUAUGAAUCCUGGUUAUGCUGGGCGUUCUGAGCUUCCUGAUAAUCUUAAGGCUCUCUUUAGAACUGUAGCGAUGAUGGCUCCUGAUUAUGCCAUGAUAGCAGAGAUUGUUUUGUAUUCUUGUGGUUUUGUUACUGCUCGACCUUUGUCUGUAAAAACUGUAGCUACGUAUCGUCUGUGUUCAGAACAGUUGUCUUCUCAGCACCAUUAUGAUUAUGGAAUGAGAGCUGUCAAGUCAGUACUCACCGCUGCUGGCAACCUGAAGCUGAAAUAUCGAGAGGAAGAUGAAGAAGUUUUGCUCUUGAGGUCUGUUACAGAUGUCAACCUGUCUAAGUUCUUGUCUCAUGAUUUACCACUUUUGGAGGGAAACACCCGGUAUUCUGAUUUGUUUCCUGGUGUGAAGCUACAAAACAGGGACCUAUUGGAAGCCAUCAAAACAAACUGUGAUACUAUGAACUUGCAAAUGACCGAUGUGUUUACUAUGAAGAUCCUGCAGAUAUAUGAGAUGAUGAUUGUGCGUCAUAGAUUUAUGAUAGUUGGAGAGCCUUUUGGGGGAAAAACAUGUGCAUAUCGAGUUCUGGCAGGAGCAUUGGGAGACCUAUGUGAGAAGGGUCUUCAGGAAGAAAACAAAGUUCAGAUCACUAUUUUAAAUCCCAAAUCCAUAACAAUGGGUCAGCUAUAUGGACAAUUCGAUCCAGUGUCACAUGAAUGGUCAGAUGGGAUUUUAGCAGUUAGCUUCAGAGCAUUUGCUUCUUCCCCAACUCCAGAUAGGAAAUGGCUCAUUUUUUAUGGACCAGUGGAUGCCGUGUGGAUUGAGAAUAUGAACAUGGUGCUUGAUGGUAAUAAAAAGUUAUGCCUUAUGAGUGGAGAGAUCAUCCAAAUGUCACCGCAGAUGAGCCUUAUUUUUGAACCAAUGGAUUUAGAAGUUGCUUCUCCAGCUACUGUUUCAAGGUGUGGUAUGGUCUAUAUGGAGCCCCAUAUGUUAGGCUGGAGACCAUUAAUGAUGUCAUGGCUAAACAGAAUGCAUUCAGGAAUCAGCUCUGUGCAAAAAGAAUUUAUAACAGGCCUGUUUGACAGAAUGGUUCCACUCUGUCUUGAGUUUAUUAGGAAAUACACAAAGGAGCUGUCUCCUACUUCAGAUACAAACUUAAUUCAAUCACUAAUGAAUCUGAUGGACUGCAUGGUGGACGAAUUUGCUGAUGAAGCCAACGUUAGAGCUAUGAAUGACCAUGACAUUUUCUCUUGGCUUGAGGGUAUUUUUUUAUUUUCACUGACAUGGUCUGUAGGAGCUAGCUGUAAGGAAGCUGAUCGAGUGAAAUUUGACAGAGUUGUGCGAGAAAUAAUUAAUGGGCCAAUUAGUGAGGAGACGAGAGAACAAUACAAAUUGUUGAGCUGUAUUGAUCAAGAACCUUCAAAAGCUUUCACAGUCCCGUUUCCAAUAGAGGGAACAAUUUAUGAUUAUCAGUUUGCCAAAAAGGGAGCAAGAAUUUGGGAACCCUGGGUGGAAACACUUAAAUCAGCUCCUCCUAUACCCCAAGAUAUGAUGUUUAAUGAAAUAAUUGUACCGACUCGGGAUACUCUUCACUACAUGGCAUUGAUGGAAUUGUUGACAGUGCAUCAAAAACCUUCUAUAUUUGUGGGGCCAACAGGAACUGGAAAAAGUACCUGUGUUACUAAUUUUAUUUUAAAAAAAUUGAAUAAAGAAGUCUACAAGCCACUGCUCAUUAACUUUUCAGCACAAACUACAGCAGCUCAGACUCAGAAUAUUAUUAUGUCCAAGCUGGACAAAAGGAGAAAAGGAAUUUUUGGGCCUCCUCUUGGGAAAAAAAUGAUUGUAUUUAUAGAUGACGUUAAUAUGCCAGCACGAGAGGUGUGUGGUGCUCAGCCGCCUGUUGAAUUACUACGACAGUGGUUAGAUCACUGGAAUUGGUAUGACCUUAAAGACUGCUCAGUGAUUAAACUUGUAGAUGUUCAGAUUACGUGUGCAAUGAGACCACCAGGUGGUGGUUGAAAUCCAGUAACACCACGAUUCUUGCGACACUUCAAUACAGUUACUAUUAAUGAGUUUGAUGAUGAAUCCAUGUACACAAUUUUUUCUAGAAUCUUAGACUGGCAUCUAACAGUAUGUUAUAGCUUUCCAUCACAGUAUGCGGAACUGACUCCACAAAUUAUUAAUGGAACCAUGCAUAUAUAUAAAGAAGCUAUGAAGAAUCUGCUUCCUACCCCAGCCAAGUCUCACUAUUUGUUCAAUCUCCGUGAUUUUUCACGUGUUAUUCAAGGUGUUUGCCUGUCAAGGCCUGACACAACAGAAUCUACAGGAACGAUAAUACGUCUCUGGGUUCAUGAGGUUCUUAGAGUGUAUUAUGAUCGUUUGGUGGAUGAUCCUGACCGGGCUUGGCUUGUUGGAUUUAUCCAAGAAGUAGUGAAAAAUGACUUACAUGAAGACUUUCAUGAACUUUUCCAGAAUGUAGACUUCAACAGUGAUGGCAGAGUGGAAGAAAAUGACUUACGUAGCUUAAUGUUUUGUGAUUUUCAUGUCCUUAAGAGAAAGGACACUAAAUACAGGGAGAUUAGUGAUGUGGAUCAAUUGAGAUUAGUUGCAGAGAGUCACCUUGAAGAAUUUAAUGACCUUAGCAAAAAGCCAAUGCAGCUUGUCAUAUUCCGAUUUGCUAUAGAACAUAUUUGUAGAAUUUCUCGUAUUCUGAAACAAUCUCAUUGCCAUGCCCUCCUUGUUGGUGUUGGAGGUAGUGGUCGACAGUCUCUUACUCGAUUAGCAGCCCAUAUGGCUGAAUACAACCUUUUUCAGGUUGAAAUAACUAAAAGUUAUGAUAUAAGUGAGUGGCAUAGAGACUUAAAAGUCAUACUAAGAAAAUCUGCUGAGGGGGAAAGGCAGGGAGUUUUCUUGUUCACAGAUACACAGAUUAAAAAUGAGUCAUUCUUAGAAGAUAUUAGCAAUUUAUUAACUGUAGGUGAAGUGCCCAGCCUCUUUGCAGUAGAUGAGAAACAAGAAAUUUGUGAACAAAUGCGUCAAAUAGAUCGCCAACGAGAGAGAACAAAACAGACAGAUGGUAGUCCUAUAGCUCUUUUUAACAUGUUUGUUGAUCAGUGUCGAGAUCAGCUUCAUAUAGUACUGGCAAUGAGUCCUGUUGGAGAUGCUUUCUGUAAUCGUCUGCGCAAAUUUCCAACUCUAGUCAACUGCUGCACACUGGACUGGUUUCAGACGUGGCCCGAAGAUGCAUUAGAAGCUGUUGCCUCUUACUUCUUGGAAGAUGUUGAAAUGUCAGAAGGAACUCGACGUGGGUGUAUUGAUACGUGUAAAAGCUUUUGUAUGUCUACCAUUGCAUUAUCUGACUUAUACCGUGCAGAGCUUCAAAGGCACAACCAUGUUACGCCUACUUCAUACUUGGAAUUGAUCUGCACUUUUAAAACUCUGCUGGAAAAACGCGUUAAGAUGAUGAAAAUGAAAAGAAGAUACGAAGUUGGCUUGGAGGAACUGAACUCUGCUGCAUCUCAAGUAGCCUUGAUGCAGUCUGAACUGGAGGCUCUGCAACCUCAGUUACAAGAAGCUAGCAAGCAGGUGGAUGAGAUGAUGGUCGUUAUUCAAAAGGAAUCUUUGGAAGUAGCCAAAACUGAAAAAGUCCUGAAAGCUGAUGAAGCUGUGGCAAAUGAGCAGGCUAUGGCUGCAAAAGCCAUCAAAGAUGAAUGCGAUGCUGACUUAGCAGAAGCCAUGCCUUGUUUAGAAAGUGCUCUGGCUGCCCUUGACACUCUGACUGCACAUGAUAUUACAGUGAUGAAGUCUAUGAAGAGUCCUCCUGCUGGUGUCAAACUUGUAAUGGAAGCUGUAUGCAUCCUUAAAUCCAUCAAACCAGAUAGGAUUCCAGAUCCAGUGCAACCUGGAAAAAGAAUUCUUAGUUUCUGGGGCCCUGCUAAGAGACUUCUGAGUGACAUAAGAUUUCUUCAGUCUCUUCGUGAAUACGACAAGGAUAACAUUCCCUCAGCUUUCAUGGCUACCAUAAGAAAGCAGUAUCUAACAAAUCCUGAGUUUGUAUCAGAGAAGAUUCGAAAUGCUUCAACAGCAGCAGAGGGUCUGUGCAAAUGGGUCAGAGCAAUGUAGUUUUAUGAUACAGUGUCAAAAAAUGUUGCACCCAAAAAGGAGAAGCUGAAUCAAGCUGAAGGAGAAUUAAAGAUUGCUAUGGAUAGUCUAAGGAAGAAACAAGCAGACCUGAAGGAGGUUCAAGAUAAAUUGGCUGUACUCCAGCAGACACUGGAUUCCAAGAAAUGGGAGAAGGCUGACUUAGAAAAUCAGAUUGACUUAUGCAGCAAAAAACUACAGCGAGCAGAACAAUUGAUUGGUGGCCUUGGUGGUGAGAAAAUCCGCUGGCAUGAGACUGCUUUGAAGCUGGGAGUACAGUACACCAAUUUGACUGGAGAUAUACUUAUUUCAUCAGGAAUUGUAGCUUACCUAGGAGCCUUUACAUCCAGCUACAGACAAAUGCAAAUUAAAGAGUGGGCCUUGCUAUGUAAAACAAAAGACAUUCCUUGUUCUGAUGAUUUUUCCCUAACAAAUACUCUGGGAGAGACAGUGGAAAUUAGAGCUUGGAAUAUUGCUGGACUACCUUCUGACGUCUUUUGUAUUUUUCUAUUCGGUAAUGCAAGAAGAUGGCCUCUGAUGAUAGAUCCUCAGGGUCAGGCAAAUAAAUGGAUAAAGAACAUGGAAAAAGCCAAUAGUUUGCAUAUAAUCAAACUCAGCGACUCUCAGUUUGUUACAACACUGGAAAACUGCAUUCAGUUUGGCAGCUCUGUGCUACUGGAGAACAUUGGAGAAGAACUUGAUCCUAUCCUAGAGCCACUUUUGCUCAAACAGACAUUUAAGCAGGCAGGGAGUAUAUGCAUUUGCCUUGGAGACUCCACUAUCGAGUAUGCUCCUGAAUUCUGCUUUUAUAUGACAACUAAGCUGAGAAAUCCACAUUAUCUUCCAGAAACAUCUGUUAAGGUGAUGUUGUUGAACUUCAUGAUAACUCCAGAGGGAAUGCAGGAUCAGCUUCUUGGAAUUGUAGUUGCAAGAGAAAAGCCAGAACUUGAAGAAGAAAAACAAGCACUCAUCCUUCAAGAUUCUCAAAAUAAAAGGCAACUAAAAGAAAUAGAAGAUAAGAUUUUGGAAGUCCUUUCAGCCUCAGAAGGAAAUGUUUUGGAGGAUGAAACUGCUAUUAAGAUAUUGUCUUCUUCCAAAGUCCUGGCUAAUGAGAUUUUUGAAAAACAAACUGUAGCUGAAGAGACAGAAAAGAAGAUUGAUGCUGCUCGUAUGGGCUAUCGUCCUAUUGCUAUCCAUUAGUGAAUCUUGUUUUUUUCUAUUUCUGAUCUAGCCAACAUUAAGCAGAUGUACCAGUAUUCACUCGUGUGGUUUAUUAACCUUUUCAUCAUGUCUAUAAAUAAUUCAGAGCAAUCAGAUGUUUUACAAACAAGGCUGAAGACUCUCAAGGAUCAUUUUACUUACUCACUUUAUGUCAAUGUCUGUCGCUCCCUCUUUGAAAAGGACAAGUUGCUCUUCUCUUUUUGUCUAACUGUGAAUCUCCUGAAAUAUGAAGGAUUGAUUGAUGAGAAUGAGUGGAAAUUUCUGUUGACUGGAGGCAUAGGUUUGGACAAUCCCUAUCCUAAUCCGUGUACCUGGCUUCCUUCAAAGUCAUGGGAUGAAAUCUGUCGACUAGAAGGUUUGCCAUGCUUCACAAACAUUCGUACAGAUUUUACUUGACUGAAGAGUGGAUGGAAAUUGGUAUAUGACAGCUUGGAUGCCCAGCAUCAGGAUUUUCCUGCAGAGUGGAAAGAUAAGUUGGGGGAGUUCCAAAGGAUGCUUAUCAUUCUCUGCCUGAGACCUGACAAAAUAAUACCAAUGGUGCAGGAAUUUAUCAUUCAUAACCUGGGACGUCAGUUUAUUGAGCCACCUCCUUUUGAUUUGUCAAAGGCAUUUUCUGAUAGUAAUUCUUGUGCCCCACUGAUAUUUAUUCUUUCUCCUGGUGCCGACCCCAUGGCAGCCCUUGUGAAGUUCGCUGAUGAUCAGGGAUAUGGUGCUACAAAGCUUAGUUCUCUGUCCCUUGGUCAAGGCCAAGGCCCGAUAGCCAUGAAAAUGAUAGAGAAGGCAGUAAAGGAAGGCACAUGGAUAGUUCUGCAAAAUUGCCAUCUAGCAAGUUCGUGGAUGCCAACACUGGAAAGAGUCUGUGAGGUUUGCAAGGAGGUACUAGUGCAUAUUUAUUUUCCUUUUUCCUCAUUACAAAUCAUUACAAAUGUAGAUUACAAAUUUGAUCCAAGUGGCCUUUAUUUUGCCUCUCCUGAAGGAGAUUACCAAAGCUAUAUUGAAUAUACCAGGACACUCCCACUGAAUCCUUCCCCAGAGAUAUUUGGAAUGAACACAAACGCUGAUAUUACCAAGGAUCAGUCAGAAACACAGCUGUUAUUUGAUAACAUUCUCCUUACACAGGCAUCUGGUGGUGGUGCAAAAUCCACUGAUGAGGUUGUUUAUGAAGUCACAGGUGACAGCCUGAGCAAACUUCCUCCAGAUUUUGACACUGAAGCAGCAAUGAGAAGAUACCCAACCACUUACACUCAAAGUAUGAAUACUAUGCUUGUCCAAGAGAUGGAACGCUUUAACACUAUAAGGGACUCCUGUAUUAACAUUCAGAAAGCAAUAAAGGGUCUAGUAGUGAUGUCUGCUGAACUGGAAGAAGUGGUAAACAGCAUCUUGAAAGGCAAAAUUCCAGCACUAUGGAUGACUAAGUCUUACCCAAGCCUCAAGCCUCUGGGCAGCUAUGUGGCAGACUUCCUUAACAGACUGAAGUUCUUACAGCUGUGGCAUGAAAAUGGACCUCCACCAGUUGUCUGGAUUUCAGGAUUCUUCUUCAUGCAAGCGUUCUUAACUGGUGCCCAGCAGAACUAUGCCAGAAAAUACACCAUUCCAAUAGACCUACUAGACUUUGACUACGAAGUGCUGGAAGAUAAGGAAUAUGAAAAUGCUCCUGAAGAUGGGGUCUACAUUCGAGGAUUGUUCUUGGAUGGAGCACGCUGGAACAGGCAAACUAAGCAGCUAGGAGAAUCUCAUCCCAAAAUCCUCUAUGAUACAGUACCUGUGAUAUGGCUAAAGCCGUGUAAAAGAGCAGACAUUCCACAACGACCAAGUUACCUGGCACCAGUGUACAAGACCGGUGAGAGAAGAGGGGUCCUGUCAGUUACUGGCCAUUCCACCAACUUUGUCAUCGCAAUUACUCUCCCUUCAGACAAACCCCAGGAUCACUGGAUCAGGCGAGGUGUGGCGUUAUUAUGUCAGUUUAACUCGGUAAGUUACCAGAAUUUAUGGAGGUAAGUGCAUUUUCCCUAUCACCUGCAAGGGAUGUAUGUCAUCCUGAAAUGCUAUGUAAAAAGGAAAAUUGAAAUUAAUGUUUUUACCAUGUUGUAUCUGUGCCUUUAAGGGGAUCUGAAACAAAAUACUAAAGUACAAAGAUAAAUAAAACUUUGUAAAACCCAACAAAAAUAUCUGCUUCUUGAAUAAUUUUAUUUUCUGAAGGCUCCUUAUUUAUAAGGAACAUACAUAAAAUGAACACAACACUGUUGACAAUGAACAAAACAGCAUUUGAUCAUUUCCAGCUUUAUAAAAUUUUAAAAAAUGAUUUAGUUAUAACAAAAAGACUGAUAGCUCAGCAAGUUAUCUGAUAGGACCAUAAACACAUUUUAAACCAUAGACUCAACUGUUAAUGGGAGGGGAAAGGAAAAAAAAAAAAGUAAAAAACAAAACCAAAAAUCACACUGCAUCUAGCAACUACGGUAUUUCUCUAAGCAUAAUCACAGCGGAUUGAGUGCAAUGUGAUCUACAUCAAAAUUCAUAUGGGAUGUCACACAGUGACAGCAUUGUAAUGUACAAGUAACACUUAUGCCCUCCAACAAAUACAAGUUAAAUGAGACUCUGGAUUCAAGCAGAACGGAAUGUAGAAGCCAAGUAGAAAUGUAGUGGAAUUCAGAUUGUCUGUAACAGGACUCAAAAGUGUACAUUGGAAUCAUUUGGAAUUCAGUACUGGUGGAAACAUAGAGAAGAAAUCACAGCUGUUACACUGCUCUUCAUAACUUGUAAUAAAUACUAGAAAACAAAAGGAAACAACCCAUAUUUAAUGAAAAAUACAAGUACCUACCUUCAAGGACCAUUUUUUCCCUUCUCUAAAGAUGGUCUUGGAAGGAAGUUAACUAUUUUCCUACAGAGGCAGUGUUAUAACCUAUAACCAUACUCCAGCUAAUGCAAAAGUAAAUAUACUACCCAAAAUAGAGAAAUCUUCAUUUGAAAAGAAUUAAAAGAAAUAAAUUUUAAAAAAUUAUUUGACAAAAUAUCUGUUCGACCACAUAAUUCUCUUGAGUACAAGGGAGUUGUUAACAGAAAAGGGAAAUUAAGGGUCAGUUUAAUACAUAUGAAACACAGGCUGUUAAAUUUAACUCACUUGAAUACCUUCUGAGGAUCUAAGUCUCUUUGAGAAUGGUACUCAAUGACCUAAUAUGAACACUAUGAACAAAUGUCACCCAGGAUCUCUACACUGCAGAAAUUCAGUAAUCUGAAGCUAACAACAGUGUCUAAUUAAGGUCCAGCAGUAAACAUAUGUAAAGAGGAGAAAAGAAAACCUGAGUUCUGAGCAUCAAAUGGCUGCAUGCUCGAACUCUGAGCUUUUGGCUUCUUCACUGAAGAAACUGCACCCUUCUUCGCAAUGGACCCUUAAUACUGUUUCUUGAAUAGGAAAAAAUACUGGCAAGAACCAUCUGAUAUCUUUAAAAUACAUGAGCUGCUCUGAGUAAAAACUGAAUUGACCAAUGAACCUUCUAAAAACUAAAGGGCCACAGAAGACACACAGUAAGUUGAAAUGGAAUGAAGAUACCAACUGGCUCUCAUUAAAGGCGUUAGGAUCGGUGGUUUUAGCAGCUACACUGGCACCAAGCAGACCGAAACAAAACUUACGGCACAUAGUCAAAAUACAGCUUUUACCUGGCAUACACAUAAAAGCAGACAAACUGUAUGUCUUAAAAAAGGCUACUACCAUGCUUAGGACUGGUACUACAGAAUCAACUUGCACUCCUCACAAACUCAUAUUUUUUUUAAGGAGAUGGGUACAAGAAGAACUAACUCAUAUCUGGCAAUAUAAGCACAUCAGCACAAUCCAAUCUAGGACAGCUGAUCCCAGCAAGUUAAGGCCCAAAUUGUCAGUCUAUCCUUCCAAAUUACACAUACCACGAAUCUAUCACAUCUGCUUUUUAAUAAUCUAAUUUAAAUACCAAAAUUGUAAAAAAAUAUCAUAGAAAUGAACAUCUUUAUGCUGGAAGUAGAAAUCUUCUUACAUACUCUCUACUGCCAGAAGUGGCUGGUGCUACAAUGUCUGAUAUCAAGGCGUUGUAGAAAUAGAUUUUGAUCUGAUAUUACAGUAUUGUAAAUAAACUACCAGUACUACAUACAUAGAGCAUAAUUUAACCCUUGUGCCCAGGUUCAGUAACGAGCAUCUUGCACUUUGGAUUGUUUUAACAUGAAGAAGAGAAAACAUUCCAAAAUAAUCGUUUAAAAAAAAAGGAGAAAUUCCCAUAUGGAUUCUCUGUUGAAAGAGUUUGCACAAAUUCACAGCCACAAUUCUUCAGUAGUUUAUGCUGCAAGUGGCACACAAUACAUAUGUAGCAUCUGUAUAAAAGAACCAGAAAUAGCUCAAUAAUUCCGACAUCAGGGAUUUCCCCAAGCUAACACUAAUUCUACUGCAUUUUGCAUUUUCCUACUAAUAUCAAGGAACAAACAUCAAAUAAAUCUUAGUCAGGAAAACAUUGUCAAACCGUUCCUCGACAGAACAUAGCACUUUGCAGCGUAUAUU
Cuculus canorus (common cuckoo) is the source of this 14089-nucleotide messenger RNA. RefSeq names its product dynein axonemal heavy chain 7 (gene DNAH7). Gene Ontology annotation, cellular component: dynein complex. NCBI's taxonomy places the organism in Eukaryota, Metazoa, Chordata, Aves, Cuculiformes, Cuculidae. Gene Ontology annotation, biological process: microtubule-based movement. Gene Ontology annotation, molecular function: calcium ion binding; dynein light intermediate chain binding; ATP binding. The record is from RefSeq and is a predicted model, not a curated record.